AGCCAGUUACUAUUUUUCUGGCUAAAAUUAGGAUUAGCCGCACCGCAGAGAAACCUCGACCUCAUCUAGGAGAAUGGCAGAAAGGAAACUUCCUAAGGAAGACGAUGAAGGAUCAUUACUAUCAAAACUGGGGACAAACAGCCCAAAACCCAGAGUUAAGUUUGGCGGCAUGUUCUGUAACGUGGAAGGAGCUUUUGAAAAUAAAACUCUCAACUUUGAUUCGUUCAACGUAGGGAAAAAAGGUAUUAAGAACCUUAAAGAAGAAAGACACAUUUCAUCAGUCCAGUCGGACACCGUAAGUGAGCUAGGCAGUGAAGUGAGCGAUUUUUCCAGCUUCACAGGGACCCCUUGUAGUGCCGAAGCAUCAAACAGCCCCUUGGGACGAGGGCUCAUUUCAGACGGCAAUAACACUGUAGACAAUGGAGAGUUACAGAGUGAUCGCCUCAUCGUUAAAGGGGGAAAGAUUGUCAAUGAUGACCAGUCAUUUUAUGCUGACGUAUAUGUAGAAGAUGGGAUCAUAAAGCAAAUAGGGGAGAAUCUCAUUGUGCCUGGAGGUGUGAAGACAAUUGAUGCCUACGGUAACAUCAUUAUUCCAGGUGGAAUAGAUGUCAACACCUGUCUCAAUGCACAUUAUCUGGGCAUGGCCCCAGCCGAUGACUUUUUCCAUGGAACAAAGGCUGCACUGGCAGGAGGAACCACCAUGAUCAUUGACCAUGUCAUUCCUGAGCCUGGAUCAAGCCUUCUGGCUGCCUAUGAACAGUGGCAAGAGCUUGCAGACAAAAAAUCAUGCUGUGAUUAUUCUUUUCACGUGGAUAUCACACGCUGGCAUGAAAGCCUUAAGGAAGAACUUGAAGCAUUGGUCAAGGAUAAAGGAGUUAAUUCUUUUUUGGUCUUCAUGGCUUACAAGGACAAAUACCAGUGCUCUGAUUCCCAGAUGUAUGAGAUAUUGAGCAUCAUUCGAGACCUGGGAGCCAUUGCUCAAGUGCAUGCAGAAAAUGGAGACAUUAUCGAGGAGGAACAGAAAAUAUUGCUAGAGCUUGGAAUUACAGGUCCUGAAGGACAUGUUCUGAGUCACCCUGAGGAGGUCGAGACAGAAGCAGUGUACCGUGCAAUAACCAUAGCCAAACAGGCCAACUGUCCGCUGUAUGUCACAAAAGUCAUGAGCAAAGGUGCAGCAGAUGUCAUUGCCCAGGCCAGAAGAAAAGGCACAGUGGUAUAUGGGGAACCAAUCACAGCCAGUCUCGGCACUGAUGGCUCUCACUAUUGGAGUAAAAACUGGGUGAAAGCAGCAGGCUUUGUCAUGUCUCCUCCUCUGAGCCCUGAUCCCAGCACUCCAGACUACCUCAAUUCACUGCUCUCCUGUGGGGACCUGCAAGUAACUGGAAGUGCUCACUGUACAUUUACAACAGCCCAGAAAGCAGUAGGAAAAGAUAACUUCACACUCAUACCUGAGGGGACCAAUGGGAUUGAAGAACGGAUGUCAGUCAUUUGGGAAAAGGCUGUGGCUGCAGGGAAGAUGGAUGAGAAUGAGUUUGUUGCAGUUACCAGUACAAAUGCCGCAAAGAUUUUUAACCUUUACCCCCGGAAAGGCAGAAUAGCUGUUGGCUCAGAUGCUGAUAUGGUCAUCUGGAACCCCAAGGAAACCAAAAUCAUCUCUGCUAAGUUGCAUAACUUGACUGUUGAAUAUAAUAUCUUUGAAGGAAUGGAGUGCCGCGGAGCUCCUGUGGUAGUAAUAAGCCAGGGGAAAAUUGUAUUGGAAGCUGGGAAGCUGAACGUUGCAGAAGGAUCUGGUCGCUUUAUCCCCCGAAAGACAUUCCCAGAUUAUGUUUACAAAAAGAUAAAAGCCAGGAGCAGGUUGGCAGAUAUCCGUGGCGUUCCAAGAGGGCUUUAUGAUGGUCCAGUCCACGAUAUCACCGCAGCAACAAAAACAGUACCACCCACUCCUACUUCCAGGGGUACAGCAUGCCCAGGGAAACCUCAGAUGGUACCCGCUCGUAACCUGCACCAGUCAGGAUUCACUUUAUCUGGAACUCAGAUGGACGACGAUAUUCCUAGGCGCACUGCGCAGAGGAUUGUUGCUCCCCCUGGUGGCCGAUCUAAUAUAACGUCACUUUCAUGAUCUUUCUUUUCAUGCAUGCCUUUUGCACUUGGAUUAAAAUGGAUUAAAAGUGUUAUUGAUACACACUGCCAAUAAUAUUGUGUUGGAACAGCAAAAAGGAGUUACCCACUGCUCUGUUGCUCCAUGAUGCUAUCAUACAAACUGCCAAUACUUAUAGCAAAACAUUUUAUGUUGACAUAUACUGUACAGUGUAUUCCUAAAUUGUGUGUGGAUAAUGUUUUACUCCUGAAAAAUGCAUUUUCUCAUUUGGAUAUCCACAGCAUGCACAUAGAACAGAUCAUUCAUAGUCUGAUGAAGACUAACUUAGCUUUGCUAUUCCUCAGAGACAUAAUCAGACUUCAUUUUGAAUUUAUGAAUUAGUUUCUGUGCUUCAUUAUACUGUAGUUGUAAAUGCUACAACCAUAAAUACACUCUGCUUCUUUUUGAGCGAAGGUGUAAUUAAAUGAAGGUCAGUUUCAGUGUUAUCAUUUGAAAAUCAAUUUAGUGUUCCUCUUAAUAUGAUGCUAUUAUUCUGUAUUUGUUACCUGCCAUUAUGUUGGCAUGAUUGGAUCUGGAUUUAAAACUUUGGUCUUAAUUUGGUGUUUUCUUGGUACAUAUUAAAGAAAUUUCUGAAACUUUUAGGAUAGAUUUUGAGAGGGCUUCCAUCAUGUUUGUGUAUUUCCUAUAGCAACACGGUUGAAAUCCUAACAAGGAAAACAAAGUAUUAAACCUAGGAGCUCCUGUGCUCACUUGUUUCUAAAAUCUUACUUCCACUGGAAGUAUUGUUCAUGUGUCACUGGGAUCUCUUGGACUCCUAGACUUCAGUUGCUUUUCACUGUGUUUCAGUACUCAUUUCCAUAUUCAUUCCCCUUCGUAGUGUGGAUUUAAUAUUUUUGUAUUUUUUUAAAGAUGAAAAACCUUUUUAAGCUGGUGCUGUAAAACCAUAUACUGUAAAGCAUGGCAAUGUAAUGCUGUCAUGUGCUGGAAAAUGGUUUUGAAAGUCACUUUUUAAACCUGAUUUAAAUUUUCAAUUGUCCAUGUUAUAUUGUUCUUCUACCUUUGUAAACCUGCUGUUUGUACUUUUUAUCUUCAUACUAAAAUGAGAAUUUGUAAAACCAAAAUACUUGAAUUUUCUGUUAUUAUUUUUUUCCUAAAACAAUGCUUUAUGUUUCAGUUAGUUUUUCUUGAACUGUAAUCCACAGUUAGCUGUGCUCAUUCAAAGGAAAUGUGUCCUACCCAUUGGUCUCUUCUUACCUUUCUUGUCUUUCUGUCUAUCAGUAAUGGACUCAAAAUAUGCAUGUUAAAAUAAACGUUGUUUUGUCUUGAAUAAGGUUUGUGAAAUAAAUGUCCUUGAAUGAU
Lepisosteus oculatus (spotted gar) is the source of this 3457-nucleotide messenger RNA. RefSeq names its product dihydropyrimidinase like 4 (gene dpysl4). NCBI's taxonomy places the organism in Eukaryota, Metazoa, Chordata, Actinopteri, Semionotiformes, Lepisosteidae. Gene Ontology annotation, cellular component: cytoplasm. The record is from RefSeq and is a predicted model, not a curated record. Gene Ontology annotation, molecular function: hydrolase activity, acting on carbon-nitrogen (but not peptide) bonds.